Condylostylus longicornis is the source of this 2390-nucleotide messenger RNA. It is a transcript of the gene Mad1, whose product is annotated as mitotic spindle assembly checkpoint protein MAD1. Gene Ontology annotation, biological process: mitotic spindle assembly checkpoint signaling; attachment of mitotic spindle microtubules to kinetochore. Gene Ontology annotation, cellular component: mitotic spindle; nuclear envelope; kinetochore. The record is from RefSeq and is a predicted model, not a curated record. The transcript has 11 exons. The coding region runs from base 57 to 2297 and encodes 746 amino acids. Lineage: Eukaryota; Metazoa; Arthropoda; Insecta; Diptera; Dolichopodidae.
ACAAGCUAAAAAAGGAAGCAUCUUUUAAGUAAAAUAGUAAAAACGAUUUUAUAAGAAUGGAUGCUCAAAAUAAUAUUAACAAGAUGUUAAAUCAAUUGUCAAACAGUAUGACUAACUUCGCAUCAAAAAAAUUAAGUUUUGAUGACAAAAAAAACUUAAAUGAAGAUAGUUCUUGUGAAUUAACAAUGAGUAAAAAAAGGAAAUUAUCAGAAGAUAAAAUUGAUUUACAAUCAACAAUCGUUGCAAAUGAAAACCUAAAUAACAGUAUUAGUAAUGAAAGUUUAAAUACUUCUAUUGGACUACCAUCAAGCCCAUGGGAGACUAGAAGAAUGAAGGCCGAUUUGUUGGAAGCAAAAUCUAGGAUUAUUAAGUUAAAAUCAGAAAUCGAACAACAACAUAAACUGCGUAUAAAUAUGGAAAACCUCUACAGCGCCCAAGUAACAGAGUUGAAAAAGCAAUGCGAAUUUUCUUCUGAUAAGGUUUUGGAUAUGGAAAAACAUUUGAAACUUUUAAGGAAACGUGAAGCUACAGCUAAACAGGACCUAAUUAAAAUAAAAGGCGAACUAGAUCAGAUGAAGCAAAGCUAUGAAGACAAGGUUUAUACUUUGCAAAGAACUAAUUGUGAAAUGGAAGAGAAUACUCGUCACCUGCAACAUCGACUUACAAAUGAAAUAAAUGAAUAUAAAAGGGUUACUGAAAAAUUGCAAAUCGAGCUAAAUAUAGUAAAUGAAGAACUUGAAAAUAUACGAAAUCAUCAAGAUGAGAUGCAAGAAAAAGCCUUUGCUUUUGAUGAACUUCAUUCCGAAUUAGAAGAAGAAAGGCAGGAACAUGAAUUGACAAAAUCAAAAAUAAAAGAAUUAGAAUAUCAGAUUUCUUCUUAUGGAGAUUAUAAGGAAUUAUCAAAAACAAUGGAAAAUCGGUUAGCUAAUAUUCCAGAUUUAGAGAAAGAAAUAAUAAGACUACAGAAGGAAAAUAAAAAUCUUCAAGAAAAUAUUGGUGAAAAACUUUUAUUAGAAGAACAAGUACAUGAUCUAAAAUCCCGAUUAGAAAGGAGUGACAAUGCUUCUUCAGAUGCAGCAGCUUUAAGGACACAAAUAUCGUGUUUAGAACGAGAAUUAAAUGAUUGGAAAAAUGUAGGGAAAGAUCAUUGCCUACCUCACCAACCUGUUAAUCCUAGCACAUUAAGAUCACGAAUUGAGCAAAUUUUGCAAAAGGAUCUAAUUUUGGCAUCUGAAAAAGGAAAUUCUAAAUCCGAAAAAGAAAGCUACCAGUUGCAAGUACAAGAACUUAAGGCUCAAAACGAAAUAUUAUCAAAAAAUAACAACAGUUUAAAGGCUGCAUUGAAGCAAAGGGAGGCAAUUAUGAUGAGAGCAAAGAAAAAGUUAUUAAUGGUGGGAAAAGAAAGAGAUUGUUACAAGCAAUUAGUAGAAAAUUUUGAAAAAGAUAUGACAAUUUCUGGGGCAUUAAUCGACACCAUGAAUCCUGAUUUGCAAAUUCGUACUCGUUGUGAUAUUUUAGAAAAAAGUUUAGUAAGUUAUAAGGAGUUGUGCACAAAUUUGCAAAAGGAACUUGAAUCGGUUAAACAAUAUGCUGAUUUAGGAAUAACAGAGUCUCCCAUUAUUAGUGAGAGCUAUGAACACUUAAAAAAAGAAAUUACAGACUUGCGAUUCGAAAAUGAUCGUCUUAAAAGGCGUAAAGAAGAACUAGAAUUAGAAAUGGAACAUAGAUGUCUAAAAGGCGAUUUUAAUAUUGACAAAUACAAAGUAGUUCACAUGACAAUGAAUCCAGCAGCAGAAGCAUACGAAAACACUAAAAAUGAAAUCGAAAAACUUCAAGCUGAGAUUGAAAGAUUGAAAAGACGAAAUAGGAAAUUAGAGGAAGAGCAAGAAGAAAUGACACAACGUCUCAACGACACCAAUAAUCUUACAGUAAAUAUUAAAGAACUUAAUCACUUGCGUUCCAAGUUAGAAUCGGCUGAAUCAAAAAUGCAGCAUAUGAAAGAAGUUUACAAGUCAGCGAAUUUGGAGUUCCGCGAAGUAUGCUAUAUGCUUUUCGGAUAUCGCAUAGAUCGUGUUGGCAAUUCAAAUUACAGAAUAUCUAGUAUGUAUGCUGAUAGCGAAGAUGAGUAUUUAAAUUUUCGUUUAAAUGAAUCAGGUAUAUUGGAUAUGUUAGAAACAGAUUAUUCAAUUUCAUUGAAUGAGAUGGUUAGUACACAUUUAGCAGCACAUAAUUCCCUUCCAGCGUUUUUAAGUGCAUUAACAUUAGAGCUUUUUAAUAGAACAACUAUUAUGGUAUAACUUUCAAUAAACUUUUUUUUAUUAUAUUAUCUUGUAUUAACGAAAUAAAAAACUUUCCAUCUAACAACUUAAUAUAUUAUAAAACAACAAAUA